Messenger RNA from Fusarium redolens, 1696 nucleotides. RefSeq lists its product as uncharacterized. Bases 122 to 1585 code for a protein of 487 amino acids. Lineage: Eukaryota; Fungi; Ascomycota; Sordariomycetes; Hypocreales; Nectriaceae. The record is from RefSeq and is a predicted model, not a curated record. The transcript has a single exon.
UGUCGGCUACCCUAAACUCGUUCGGAAGACAGCGAUUAUUUAUCUCAAUUGACAUCUACACCAAUAUCGCUGCUUUUCAAGAUCAAUAAGCAACACACAACCAUCAGUACACUCACUCACCAUGGCAGAAACUAGUACACUUCUAUUAUCUGAGGCCCUCUCAUCGUUGCCUCCCGUUCCGUCUUCGCAUCAGAAACUCCGCUCUCAGACACGCUACACUAUCCUUGAUACCUCCUCACGAGCUCCAUUACUAGUCAUCCUCGAUGAUGACCCAACAGGAACACAAACAUGCCACGACAUCACCAUCUUAACAGUCUGGGAUGUUCAAAACCUCGUAUCGACAUUCAAGCAAGUUGGAACAGGCAAUGGCUUCUUCAUCCUCACCAAUUCACGCGCCCUUCAUCCCCAACAGGCGAGGGAGCUCAUGAUUGAGAUCUGCACCAAUUUGAGGACAGCUUCCCAAGAAACGAAUCUGCCUUAUGAGAUUGUGCUACGUGGUGACUCUAUCUUGAGAGGCCAUUUCCCUCUUGAGCCUGAAGCGGUUGAGCAUGUGAACGGAGCGUUCGAUGCGUGGAUUUUGUGCCCGUUCUUCCUUCAGGGCGGGCGAUACACUAUUAACGAUAUUCACUACGUGCAUGAGGGCGAUAAACUCAUUCCUGCCGCGGAAACACCUUUCGCGAAAGAUGCUACGUUUGGAUACAAGAGUUCUAACCUUCGAGAUUACGUCGUGGAGAAGUCGAAGGGAAAGAUUCCGCACGACAAUAUCGACUCCAUUGACCUGGACACUAUCCGUGUGGGUGGUCCCGAUGCUGUCCUGGAAAAGAUCAUGCAGCUCCCAAAGCGAAGCGAAACUCCGGUUGUGCUCGUCAUCAACGCGGCUGCAGAUGAAGAUAUCGACGUUGUAGUCACCGCUCUUCUACAGGCGUCGCAGCAAGGAAGGCGGUUCUUGUAUCGAACAGGUGCUGCCUUUGUCUCAGCACGUCUGGGAAUUUCGUCUAUUCCGCCUCUGUCCGCCGGACAACUCGGCUUAUCCAAGAGUGUCGGCGGUCUCAUCAUCGCAGGCUCAUAUGUACCCAAAACCACCGCACAGCUGGACUCUCUGGUUCAAAAAUCGGGAAAUAAUCUGACAACUAUUACUUUGAACGUCAAAGCACUACUCAAGUCUGAUGAAGCAGCGAAAGAGGAUGUUGCAAAGGCAAUCGAGCUUGCUUCACAGCAUAUCAAGAACGGGCAGGAUGUUCUGGUUAUGACCAGCCGAGAGCUCAUCGUCGGGAAAGAUGAGGUUGAGAGUCUGGAUAUUGGCUCAAAAAUUGCACUGGCACUGGUGUCAUUCCUACAGGGACUAGAGCAGAAGCCUCGAUAUAUCAUCGCGAAAGGAGGAAUAACUUCUUCGGAUAUGGCGACAAAGGGAUUGAGGAUGAAGCGUGCGCUUAUCGUUGGCCAAGCUGCACCUGGAGUUCCUAUGUGGAGAUGCGAUGAGCCGGAUUCCAAGUGGCCGGGUUUGAACUAUGUUGUUUUCCCUGGAAAUGUUGGUCAUAACGAUAGUUUGUACGAAGUCGUGAGGCAGUGGAGGGAGUUUGUGUAGUGUAGCUAUCACAAAUAGAACGCGGAAUAUGGUUGGUUUGCAUUGAAGAGAUGUAGGUGAUGUUUGCAUUGCGCGAGAUUCUUCUAUGGCUUUUCUUUAUUUUGCUGUCGC